CGCCGGUCCGCCCCCGGGAACGAUCGACACAGUCGAGCGCGCGCGCGACCGUUAUCCAACCGACCGAAUUUCAAAUUCAAAAUCGUCAACGACCGCCGAGCAGCAGCCGCCGUCUCGCCGUCGUCGUCCGCGCGAAAACCUAACAGCUUGUGUAUUUUUUUUUCCUUUCAAAAAAAAAAAUAAUAUUUUCAAACCGUCGUUUUUCGCUGCUACCACCGCCAUCAUCCGUCGACCGGCUCGUCAAUACGUUCUCCGGCUCACGAGUCACGAAACACAUAAACGCGCGGACUUGGUCGUGCAAUUCUUUCGUCGUCACAGAGGCGCGAGCAAGUAACAUACACACCACCAGCACACGGACUUUCGGCCAUGGUGUUGUCAGACGUCAACGGAAACGGUAAGAAAUCGGCGGCCGAACGGUGGCUGAGACAGCGCAACGGGCAGCGGGCGUCGGCCGUCCGAUGCAUUUUCGGGCCGCCCGAGAAACGGGCCCAUCUCAUGGUGAUCAUGCGGAACGAGGCUGAAAUGGAGCGAAAACGGAUCGAGUUCGCGGCCCGGUACGAGCCGGUGGGCAUGUCGCCGAGCGAGCGGCGCAACUUUUUCGCGGGACUGAUCAAAUCACCGCCGAAUCAUCAUUACAACAACGAACAUAGUACAAAAAAUUUGAAAGGCGAUAAUCGCAAUCACCACUACCAACAACAGCAACAGCAACACCAUCAUCACUAUUACCAGCAACAAAAGCAGCAAAAGAACAAUAGUUUCAAUCAACCACCCGACGACGAAAGAAAUUGACUACGAAAUUGACCAACUAUUGUGCGUGAUGGGGGGAUGUAUCAUAAAUCGUAAUCGAUAUUAUAAUAUAUUGUGUAACAUUGUACCUAAAUCGCAACGAUCUCUAGCCCCACAACUCGUACAACUACAGAAAAGACCAUUUGUCCGUUUCCUUCUACAUCUGUCUACGUUAUGAAUCGUCUCAUUUGCUACACGAAAUCCGCGCGUAAUUAAGGUUUUUGGGUGUAUAAUCGGGUUAUUAAUAUUAAAAGUGUAUUAAUUUUUUUAUUUCAUUUUCGUUCCGUUCAAAGUGCUCGUGGCGUAUGGUUUCACGUCUGCCAACGAUCACUUUGUACCUAUUAUAUUUUAAUACCUAUAAUAAUAUUGUUUAGACUUAUUGAAACUUGACGCUCACUACGGGUCCACAACGUAAUUUAUUGUAACAGAGUACAUAUAUUAUUUUUAUUUUUAUUAAAUUAUAUUGUUUGCGUGUUGUUGUCCGAGUUUUGCACUCACAAUACAUGAUGCUCGAGUGUGCAUGUAAAAUAAAUAUUAUGUUAUAUUAAUGCGAGUAAUAAGAAAAAAAAAGAGAAAACAUUCGACACAUAAAUAUUUGUACAACUUAACAAUCGUCCUGAGUAGUGUUUGUGUGUGUAACAACGUACGUAAUAAUUAUUUACUCCCUGCAUCUAUACGAACUCAGAUAGAAAAGGUCAAUAAAACUAUAACAAACAACUCGGUUCAACUAUAGAUUCGAAUAAUAAUCGUAAAAUCAUUUAAUUUUAUUACGUUGUACUCUUUUUUUUUUUUAUCGUCUCGUCUUCGUGUACUGUCAUUGCUAGGCCAAAAACGCUAAGAUUUUACAUAUAUAAUUAAUUUAUAUACAUUUUUAAACACAUUUACUCCCUUUUUUCUCUCUUUUAAAAUGUAUUCAUCACCAGAUACUCAAUCGCAGCUAUAUAUGACUAUAUAUAUUAGCUGUUAAAGAAAUAUUAUAUGCAAUAUAAAUGCUAGUCCAAUUUGUUACGGUGAGAAAAAAAUAUUUAUGCGUUAUUAAAGUAAUGUAUAUUAAACAUAUACAUUAAUGAGAUUAUUAUAUAUUUAUUUACAAAUAUUAUUAUUAUUAUUUAAUUAUUAUUAUUAUAUAUUUUUUUUUCUAAUCAAUAAAUUAGCGAUUUUAAUAUGCAUAAAUUUAUAUAGAUACCUAUUAUUAUUUUAUAUGGUUAUUUACUUGAUAUAUUAAUAUCAUAUACGGCCAUAAUGGACAUUUUUUAUUAUAUAGACAUGAACACUGAUUUGUAUUUGUGACACAUUAACUAUUAUUAUUAUUAUUAUUAUUAUUAUUUUAAUUUUGACUAUUUUAAAUAUUUAAAUUAUUAUUAAAACUUAGACGAUAUUGAUGAUAUAUUUAGAUUGUAAGUAGUAUAUAUUUAUAGAAAGUAGUGCGUAGAAAAAUAAUAUAACACGCGGAAAGUGUCAUUGAGAAUUAUAUUAUUAUAUAUUACAUACGUUGGUGUUUGACGAAAAAAUAUAUUAACAACUUUUUGUGUUUUUAA
This is a messenger RNA of Rhopalosiphum padi (bird cherry-oat aphid), 2324 nucleotides long. RefSeq lists its product as uncharacterized. Bases 367 to 789 code for a protein of 140 amino acids. NCBI's taxonomy places the organism in Eukaryota, Metazoa, Arthropoda, Insecta, Hemiptera, Aphididae. The transcript is spliced from 2 exons. The record is from RefSeq and is a predicted model, not a curated record.